AGUCUUGUGACAGUAAAGCGCGAGCAGUAGCAGGACAACCCGUUGUGUUGAGUUUGACUCGUCAACUAACGCAGGUUUCUGUCUUACAAACGAGAGAAAUGGAGUAAAGGUCGCGAUGGCGCAUCUUUAGAACAUACAAACGUGUUAACUACCUUUUCUUGCAAUAACACGCAUGAGCUGGAGUUGUCGUAUGGAGAGCGCGAAGCAGAACUUUGUUUUGGUUUGUGAUUGAACUCCAGUGAUCGUCCACGCCACAGAAGCUCGACAGGAUUUCAGGUCCGUUUGGUGAACAGGACGCCUCGGAUCAGACAGUAUGGCUAAUAAACCUCUCCUCCAGGACAGACCUCCAGCGUACAACGCAGUCCCGGGUGCGUAUGACUACGGCUCGAUCCCCGCGGCCGCUCCACCCGCGGCGGGCUUCCAACCUCCAGCACCGCCGCUUUAUCAAGGUUAUCCAGCGGCCACAUCCGGUUAUCCAGCGGCCACAUCCGGGUAUCCUGUGGUCCCCGGACAGCCUGCUGCCAUAGCCGCCCAGCCAGCCUACAGCAGCACCUACACCAUCGUCCAGCCCUCUGUGGUGGUGGUUGGAGGAUGUCCGGCCUGCAGGGUUGGCGUGCUGGAGGAUGAUUUCACUUGUCUGGGAAUCAUGUGUGCCAUAUUCUUCUUUCCUCUGGGAAUUCUCUUCUGCCUGGCCCUGCGUCAGAGGAGAUGUCCAAACUGUGGAGCCACUUUCGGCUAGAGGGACCAAACCCGUCACUGUCUUUUUAGCUUGUUUUGUAAUCGCCGCACAUCAAUAAUGCCAAAUAUCACCUACAAACUAUAGUAAUUGAGAGAUCACAAUAUUAAACAGCCAUUAACUCUUAUUGCUUUCUUCAAGAAGGUGGUGCAUGUGACGAACUGUCCAUGUUUUUAGUUUUCACAUGCCUUGCAAGCACUAUUUGCAUUUUUUUUUUUCUUUUUUUCUGCUUUAUGUAAAAUCUUAAAGCCAGUCCUCCAGUCAUCUAAUCACUAGUGCCUUCACGAUGGCAGAGUGAAACCAUAAACCGAUGAGCCUGGACUCACUGGGGUAAUUCGCAGGCAGACAAGCGCCGACUCACUCGGAGUAACAUUGUGUCUGUUGUAUACAUGAAACGUUGAUGCAGACAAUUUCCUUCCUUGAUUUUGAAUCCCAUCAAAGAAUGAGUUUAAUAGCAUCUAAAUGGAGAUUUUAGUUGUAUUGGGAAAGAAAUUUGCAUGACCCCCCCCCCCGCUUUCCUCUGUAUGUGGACUACAACAGUUUCUAGCCAUCUGUCAAUCACAUCUUAGUUCUGACAAGAUCAAAACACUUGUACCACAUUUGUCUUAGUCUUAAGCGUAAUUUCAAUACACGCGGAGUUUCAAAAGUUUUUAGACAUUUUCUUUAAAUGACGAAUGUUAUUUCGGGGCCAUGUUUUCCAUGUACUGCACAGAUGAUCGAUGUUUUAUCUGCUGGGCUCUUCUGAAAUCAUCUUUGAGUGAUAAAUGUGCAGUUAUGUUUCACUCAAGGUCCUCCAGAAAUCUCCGAAUUAAAAUGAAUCCUGCAAUCAAGGGAAGUUGGCACCUAGAAAAUGCCACCAAUGAAGUUACUCUUUGACAAUGGAAUUGACAAUCAGUCUUGGGUGUGUCCAGUGUGAUCUAGUUCAUAAUUUUGGUUGAGUCAUACUGUCUUUGCCACAUUCAUUUUAUAAUGGAAAUGUUUUAGGUGUGCUAUACAAUAUUACGCACACUUAUGAUCAGUUAUAACUUUUUUAAAAGAGAUUGUAAAUAAAUUCUACACGUGUUA
This is a messenger RNA of Xyrauchen texanus (razorback sucker), 1801 nucleotides long. Its product is annotated as brain protein I3-like. The transcript has 3 exons. Bases 314 to 739 code for a protein of 141 amino acids. Lineage: Eukaryota; Metazoa; Chordata; Actinopteri; Cypriniformes; Catostomidae. The record is from RefSeq and is a predicted model, not a curated record.